Molecule: messenger RNA, 1086 nt
Organism: Tricharina praecox
Lineage: Eukaryota; Fungi; Ascomycota; Pezizomycetes; Pezizales; Pyronemataceae
Exons: 3
Coding region: 208-954 (248 amino acids)
Source: RefSeq, a predicted model, not a curated record
GCUGCAAAUGUGUGGGUGAGCGACUAGGGUUUUGGAUUGGAAUGACGGUGCUGGUUAGCGCUCGACUUGCUGUUUCCCCAUGAUCGUGUCAUGACCUGCAGCAAGUAUGUACACAGGUACCUACCUGGGUAGACGGAGUGCUCUGGGGACACUGGUCGCUAUCCAUCCAUAUUGGUCGGAAGGAAGGAUCGCGAAAGGCGGCAUCCGAUGAUACACAAACGACGGCUUCCAUGCUUCGUGAUCAAGUUGGCGUACGUACGUACGCCAAACGUAUCAUAUGUAACUCCGCCCAUAAGACGGACGUGGGGACGGACACGGCCGGACGGGACGCGGGAGCGAGAGAGCGAGGCAGCAAGGGAGCAAGGGAGCGAAGGAGCGAGCAACAUGUUAUCACAGGCGAAUAUGAAAAAUCGCAGACGUCUGUUUGAAGGCAAGCAAACCCUGAUUUGCCGCUGUCCUCUCCGAACGCGGACGGGAAGGAGCUUCCCCCGUCGCGUCCAGCCAUGCCUAGUGCGACGAGCCACGGCCCCAUCGGCUGUCUGUGUCGUGUGUCGUGUCUUGUCGUGUUGUUGUGUUGUGUCGUGUUUGACGAACAAAAAGUUGCAUAUCUGUCGGAUUUUAGAUCCCUCACCUGCCUACCGUGCCCACCCCCCCCUUGAAUGGUGGAGACAAAACAGUCGAAUGUUGCGCAGGACGGGGCUGGAACGUGGCGAUCGUCUUAUUAUUCCUCCGCCUCCGCCUCCUCCUCCUCCAUGCGGUCCGCGGAAGUCAGUCACCACCUACCAGGUAGGUAGUGGCCCGGAACAGAAAGCGUAUUCCGCAAGGGCAUGCAAAGACGACGCCCGACGAUAUAGAGUAUUAUCGCGAUUGCUCGCCCAUGCACCAAUGCAGAACGCGGCGUCGCACUUCCCGGCUGCAAAGUGGAUGUGUCCGGAAAACCGUGCGAGCGCGUAGAUAACUACUGUGGCCACUGUGGUGCACCGAGCACUGAGCACAGCACCGAGAAGAGAGUGCACAUGAACCAUAUUCACAAGCAGUUAAAGCACUCUGGGCUCACCUUUUGGUGAUGAGUUGGCUGUUAUUACC